This is a messenger RNA of Fonticula alba, 1098 nucleotides long. RefSeq lists its product as hypothetical. The coding region runs from base 13 to 1098 and encodes 361 amino acids. NCBI's taxonomy places the organism in Eukaryota, Rotosphaerida, Fonticulaceae. The record is from RefSeq and is a predicted model, not a curated record. The transcript has 2 exons.
CCCCCCCCCAUCAUGAGCCGACUUCCUUCGCUCGGUCGGGCGCUGGCGGCACAUGUGAGCCCGGUGCUGGGCCUCCGCGCUGGGUCGGUGCUGACCGCCGCUCGUGCUGCUGCCUCCUUGCCGGUCUCCCACCCGGUGCGGGAGUUCUCAUCGCCAGCUGCUGUGCCGAAUGUCGAGCGCAUCACUCUGCCCGAGUUGAUGCGCGCCAACUCGCUGGCCCCCGCCCCCGAGGGGAUCGAUUUCCCGUGGUCCCCUCCGGCGGUGGACUUCUUCGAGCGCUUGGUGGCUUCCCCCCCGCCGGCCCUCUCGUCGACUGGGCAGGCAUCCUUGCGGGCGUUGAUCGAGGCCGACAGCGCGCGCGCAGGGCAUCCGCCCCCCGAUAGCCCGGCCGGGUGGCUGCGCGUGCCGCUGGACUUCCGCCUGGUCAGUCGCGGAGACAAGGGCGCGUACCAGACCCCCUCUCGGAACUACCUGCGCGGCCCCUGGCGCACUGGUGAGGGCCGCUCCGGUGGCAUGCUCUUGCGUAUGGCCUUUGCUCCGGCCGAGCUUGACGUUCAGCCGGUGACCGGCCCGGAUGCCGAACUAUUCGAGACCUCGCCCCCGCUCCUGGGUGGCGGUGUCCUUCGCGGCCUGGUCAAGUUUGGCGAGACAUGCGAGGGCCCCCCAAGCUGCAUCCAUGGCGGGGCGGUCGCCACACUGCUGGACACGGUUCUCGGUAACACAGUCUGGUUCAGCGGCUACCCCGUGGCCACGGCCAGCUUGAAUGUACACUACAAGAAGUUUGUUCCGGGCUUCCUGGACCUUCAAGAGCACUUUAACGAGGCCGGGGGCGCGGAAAUGCCCGGCGCCCCGGACCUGCAGGGUGGCGAAUAUGCCUUCUGGGCGCGCGUCACCUCGGUCGCUGGACGCAAGGUCCACGUAGAGGGCGCGCUAUGUGCGAUUCCUCUGGCCGGAGCCCCGAUUCCCGAGCUGGACCUUGACGGGCCGGACGUCCACUCCACCGGCAGUGGCAUGUUCAUUCGUCUAAAGGGGAUGCCCGCUCCGGCGCUGAAGCGGGCCGCCGUGCAGCAACAGCAGCAGCAGCAGCAGCAGCAGUAG